Messenger RNA from Phanerochaete carnosa HHB-10118-sp, 2509 nucleotides. RefSeq lists its product as uncharacterized. The transcript has 9 exons. NCBI's taxonomy places the organism in Eukaryota, Fungi, Basidiomycota, Agaricomycetes, Polyporales, Phanerochaetaceae. The record is from RefSeq and is a predicted model, not a curated record. Gene Ontology annotation, biological process: DNA repair; DNA damage checkpoint signaling; mitotic DNA replication checkpoint signaling. The coding region runs from base 34 to 2232 and encodes 732 amino acids. Gene Ontology annotation, molecular function: chromatin binding.
GUGCCUCCAACACUUCAUCCUCCCGACGUCAACAUGCCAUCGCAGCCGUCAAGCUCGCAAAAUAAAGCGAAAUAUGCGCUGAAGCCUUCGCGCGUGAGUACGCUGAGGAUAGAGUCGAUGGGCCCGCCUGUGAAGAAACAAAAAUUGAAGCCCUUGUCUGCUCUAAUGAUGCCACCCGCACCCGUGUAUGAGCCUGUGAACAACCAAACAAGCGCGAAAUCACUUCUACAGAGCCAGGGCUCGAAGAAAGGCAAGGAGAAGGCGACUGAGGUUACUGUGCUCGACAGUGAUGAAGAGAAGGACGCGAAGCUGGAGCCGAAACUAGACGAUAGGCUGUGGAUUGACAUGUACGAGCCAAAGACGGAGGUGUGCGGAACAGGUUCCAUCUUCUUUCCUUGGUUGACGCCACGAGUUCAGGCAGAGCUUGCCGUGCAUGUUCGUAAAGUCCGGGACGUACGUCAUUGGAUUACGGAGGCUUUCGAGUCAGAUAAACUUCGCAAAUAUCGGCGAAUUCUGGCCCUGACCGGCCCAGCAGGUACGGCGAAGACUGCGACUAUACGCGUUCUUUCGCGUGAGAUGGGAUUUGAUGUACUCGAGUGGCGGAACAGCAUGGACGAAGUAUAUACUCAGUCAGAUGACUUCGAUCCAGACUAUGACACAGAGUAUGAAGGCCUCUCUGAGAAGUUCCACAAGUUCCUUACUCGCGCCAUACAGUGUCCGCCACUAUUUUCACCCCAAUCUGUAUCUGCUGCCUCUACAUCCCAUUCGCCGACCACCAAGUUUGCAAAGUCAAGGAAACAAGUUAUUCUUCUAGAAGAUCUUCCGAACGUCCUACAUCCUGGCACCCAGCGUUCGUUUCAUGCGUCGCUUGAAUCGCUCGUGUCUUCAUCUCCUUCGGCGAACAACAUCCCUAUCAUCGUUAUCCUCAGCUCUGCGGGUGUACGAGGCGAAAACCCGGAAGAUGAUGGUGGCAGAAGCUGGCGGGCUAAGGACUCGGUCGAUAUUCGAAUGGUCAUACCUUCUACAUUAUGGGGAGGACCCUAUGUCACACAUAUCUCCUUCAAUCCUAUUGCUCCUACCCUCAUGCGCCGGGGUCUGCAAUCUCUACUUACCACCUACUUCGCAUCCCAAGAGUCGAAGACGUCUUCAAAGCCAAAAAGCAAAGCACCAGCGGGUCCGGUGGCCAAGGAGAUUCUCGACCUCGUCAUUGAAACCUCAAACGGUGACAUACGGAGUGCGGUCAUGACAUUGCAGUUCGCAUGCACAUCGCCUUCUCUCGCAUCGUCCUCACUAAGCAAAAAAGGAGCAAGGAAAGGCGGUAAUACCAGAGCAUUGCUUGAGGCCGUCACCCGAAGAGAACAGAGCCUUGCGCUCUUUCACCUGAUAGGAAAGAUCUUGUAUAACAAGCCAACGCUGAUCGUGGUGGCGGUUUGUGCAGGCAAAGGUGACACUCCGCCAGCGAGUAUGUCGAAAGCCGACGUGGAGAGGGAACGCACUUUGGAUCGGACGUUAAAGGACCCUCCUCCUUUGCCGAAUCAUCUGUGCGAACAUGAGAGGAAGGCAAGUCGAGUUGACGUUGAGAUGCUCUACGCAGAUACACCAAUAGACAGCUCUCUACUCUCGUUAUACAUCCACCAGAACUAUACUCAAUACUGCAGCACGCUUGACGAGUGUGCUAGUGUUGCAGAAUGGUUGAGCAUUGUCGAUGCAAGCGGAGGCGAAUCGAUUGUGAACACUAAUCCGACGCGCUUCCACCUGAUUGCGCUUGGUACGAUGCACUCGCUGCCUACUCCUGUUCCGCGCAAGGGGCAGCGCAACUACAAGCCCGAGUUCUUUGACUUCCUCCGCAAGCAGAGGGAAGCCGAGGAGAGCGUCUCUGGGACGCUUGGUUGGCUCCGUCAGACGGAGACAUGGACAGGCGGGUGGACGACACGAGACGUCUCGCUAGAGCUUCCUUCGCUCCUGAAAGCCAUAGACCUCCGCCAGUCCUGGUCACCUAGGCCUACCAAGGACAUCCCACCUGCAUAUCACAAAUCUUUCUCGAGCCUGCAUUUCGUGGGGAACUCAGGUAGCGCGGCGCAGGUCGCUGACGAGGAGUUCGACUCUGCGGCACCAGCUGAAGAAUCGGAGGAGGGGGCAAGAUCGCCCAAGGAUGUGGAAGACGCCCUUGAGGGUGUGAAGAAGAGUGUUGCAGGAGGGUGGUUAGAGGAAGACGACAUAGAGGAUAUCUGAUGUGCGUAUCUAUGUGCUAUCAUCUGCUUGUGCUUUAUUUCAUCCCCUUGGAGUGUAUUUGCAUUAUCUCUGCGAAUGCUAAACUCGCUGCUUACAAAAGCAAGUAUCAGGAUUUCGAAGUCCACUGCUUUUCUUGCGGACUAGCUCGAGGCCUUCGGCGGCACAAACUUCAGUAAUACUUAUGGAGCAUAUCGCUGUCCUUCCACAACGCUGAACAUAAUUUUCUGGGAACUUAUCGAAGCCUUGACCUAGGACAGCGCUGCAAAAUAUUCGAGUC